Messenger RNA from Coregonus sp. 'balchen', 1269 nucleotides. Lineage: Eukaryota; Metazoa; Chordata; Actinopteri; Salmoniformes; Salmonidae. The record is from the annotation of a GenBank genome assembly.
GAUGGAGGUCUCCUCAUCAACAACCCGACAGCGUUGGCCAUCCACGAGUGUAAGCUGCUGUGGCCCAACACCCCAGUGCAGUGUGUCGUCUCUCUGGGUACGGGCCGCUAUGAGACCGCCAGCAAGAACAACAGCACCUACACCAGCCUCAAAGCCAAGAUCACCAAUGUCAUCAGCAGUGCCACCGACACAGAGGGUGGGUCACACAUGGGACCGUGGAGUGCGUGUGUGUGUGUGAGUGUGUAGUUUUUGAGUGUGUAGUUUGUCAAUCUCCUUCAAUGACUUCAUGUUGCUCCCCAGUGCUUGACCUCUCUCUGAUUCCUCAUUCAUCAGCUCCCCAGUGCUUGACCUCUCUGAUUCCUCUCAUUCAUCAGCUCCCCAGUGCUUGACCUCUCUGAUUCCUCUCAUUCAUCAGCUCCCCAGUGCUUGACCUCUCUCUGAUUCCUCAUUCAUCAGCUCCCCAGUGCUUGACCUCUCUGAUUCCUCAUUCAUCAGCUCCCCAGUGCUUGACCUCUCUCUGAUUCCUCAUUCAUCAGCUCCCCAGUGCUUGACCUCUCUCUGAUUCCUCAUUCAUCAGCUCCCCAGUGCUUGACCUCUCUGAUUCCUCAUUCAUCAGCUCCCCAGUGCUUGACCCUCUCUCUGAUUCCUCAUUCAUCAGCUCCCCAGUGCUUGACCUCUCUCUGAUUCCUCCAUGUGUAGAUGGUCGGCCUUUUGAGUGAUGUUUAGUCAGUGUGUGUGUGUGGUUGAUGGCACUAAUAACAACUUGAUGGAUCUCUAUAAAGUAGGAAGUCAUGAUAAACCAGUCACACAUAGACUAACUCUAUCUCCCUCAUCAGAGGUCCACAUCAUGCUGGACGCUCUCCUUCUCCCGGACAGCUGCUUCCUCUAUCACUAAACUAGCUACACUAACAACAUGAUAGCUAUGAAAAUAUAAAAUGAUUGAACUCUACUCCAGCAACAUGACCUAACCUCUCAUCUCUUCUCUCCCUGUCAGAGGUCCACAUCAUGCUGGACGCCCUCCUUCCACCCGACACCUACUUCCGCUUCAACCCCUACAUGAGCGAGGACAUCCCAUUGGACGAGAGCCGGCCGGAGAGGCUCACCUUCCUGCAGGAGGAAGGAACUCGCUACCUGGAGAGGAACGAAGCCAAGCUGAACAAGGCAGCGUCGGUGCUGGCUCUGGAGAAGAGCGCCAUCCAGAGGCUGGCUGAAUGGUGCAAACUGAAGGCCGACAUGUACGAGGGCCUGCCUUUCAUCUCCAAACUGUAG